Molecule: messenger RNA, 2610 nt
Organism: Kalmanozyma brasiliensis GHG001
Lineage: Eukaryota; Fungi; Basidiomycota; Ustilaginomycetes; Ustilaginales
Exons: 1
Coding region: 1-2610 (869 amino acids)
Molecular function (GO): protein binding
Source: RefSeq, a predicted model, not a curated record
AUGGUUCUGCGCUGCUACAGUCGGCGGCACAUUGUGCCUGCUGCUCGAGCAUGGCAGCGACACAUCUCGACAACCUCGUCAAUAAGUGCAGCACAAGCAUCGACAUCAACGACGCCAGAAGCGAAACAUGCUCGAAUCCGCAAGCCUGCUCCGAGCUCAAGUCAGCAACAGCCCGAGAGCUGGUCCUUCUUCUUUCCAGAUCAUCUGCCAUGGAGUCGGAGAGCAACGCCUUCGUCACGCGCAAGGCAUCCUCUCGUCAAGAAGCUCAUCUCCGAGAUCUACAGCACCUCGCGUGCGCCCGAUGCUAACCGCGUAUGGAAGGCCUACAUGGACCUCAAGGAGGCGCAAGACGCCGGCCUUUCGGCCUCUUCCUCUUCGUCCACCGCGACUUCUUUGCUCACACAGCUGGAGCCGGUUCACUUGCAGCUCAUCCUUCGCGCUAUCGAUCCUUCCGUCUCUCGGACCAGAAGCCUCGCUCGUGCUGAGAGCAAGCGUCAUCAGAGCUUGCAGCAGCAGCAGUCUGCCUUGGCCAGCGGCAACGCCCCUCCCAGCAUCUUGCUCGCUGAGCAACACGCCUCUCGACAUGCGGGUAAGAUCUUUGACGCACAACAUCCCGUACGCGAAUACAUGCGCCGCGUCCAGAUCAUCUUUCGCGACAUGAGGCUCCACUCGUCCAUCGUACCCGCCACGAGUUCUGCCGUCGAGUCUGUCCCCGACCUCGCCGACUACAACCACGUCCUUUCACGUCUAGCCUCGGGCGGCCACAUUGGUCCUAUGUCGUCCAUCUGGAACGAGAUCUCUGCCCUCUCAGCUAAGUCAAGCUCUACAGGAGUCCAUCCCAACGGACACACAUAUCGGGAGCUCAUGGUCGGGCUGAGCCGACACGCCACCGAACAGAUCGAGAGGGUGCAAAAGGACGAGGCCUCCAAGACAUUGAACUACUCGGGCAAGAAGAAGCAGCUCGAAAAGUCGGCCAGAGCUGCUGCCUCCGGAGCUGCAAAGUAUGGACAGAUCUUGGCUCCGUCCGCGAGAGCCGCUGCCAUUCUUGCAGCUCUUCGUACCAUGGCUCUGCUCAAGGACAUGAAGGAUCACUCGGUUACGCCAAAUCACAUCACGCUCGACUUUGCUGCCAGGACUCUGCGGCUGGCAGGACACAUUGACGGACUUCACUUGCUCAUGCAGCAGGCCUACGGCAUCGACCUCACCACGCCCGACUCUGCCAGCGCCGUACAGAAGGAGCAGCAAGGCAUCGCACCCACCACACAUACCCUCAAUACCCUCCUCAUGGCGCUCGGCGAGCAGAGCAGCGUGCCAGAAAUGGUCGCAGCAUUUGAGACCGUAGCCAAGCCUCUUCCGUCCGGCACAUCUAGCGCAGAUGACUCGGCGUCCGGAGAAGGCGUCUUCUCCACCAACUGGAAGGACAUCUUCAGCAGCAUGCGUGACCGCGACGGCGAGAUUGCACAGCAAUCCGGCAACACCGACGAGACGAGCGUUCCAGACGCCUUUGCGUACGCCUCACCACAGAGAAUUGCACCCAACACAAAGACAUUCGAAGUCUUGCUGCGCCACUGCUGCACCGAGGUGGAUCCGCUCCGAUCGCCAGUCGCUCUCAAGACGGAAGCAAACGCGGGCUCCAUCUCCAGCAUCGCAAAGGAAUCAACUGAGAAGGCGCUCGCUGAUAUGCAGGAUGGCGGACAGCGCGCCCUCGAGAUGGAGCGCAGAACGAGAGGCGCCUAUGCUCUGUUUGCAAAAGCGCUGUUGUCCGAAGCCUUGGACAGGUCGGCAGAGCUGCUGUGCGUUACAGCAAGCAAUCUCGGUGUCGAGAUCUCGAGAUCGGAGCAGGCCGCAACCGAGGCAGACGAGGCAGCCAGUGCCGAGGACCGAGCCAGCUCCGCCGCCAUCGCCUCGACGCAGCCACGGCCGGAGCAUACAAGCUUCGCUGUUGCCCCGGGUCGAGCGAUGGAUGCCGACUUUGUUCCGAUUCUCGAGCCGCCCGCCUUCUCUGUUACCGCCACGAUGGUGCAGCCUUUUAUCGCACUCGCCUCUUCACGCAAGAGCAUUGGAGAGCUGCGAUGGGUCCGUUCCAUCCUGGCAAAGGCUUUGGAGAACAAGGCGGCAGAAGCACAAGUGAUCGAUGCAGCAUGGCGAACCUACUCGGCUCGCUUCGCAAAGGCGCGUCAGCUUGCUGCAGCACAGAAAAGCGGCAACGAGCCUGCUUUGGAAGGUCUGCAAGACUUGGAGCCAUUGCGAUUGAACGAAGGAAGGCCCAACGAGGUUCACGCCUUCCUCAAGCUACUGCGACAACAACACCGACUCGCUUCGAAGCAAGCGCAGGAGCUCGAGUGGCUGCUGUACGAUCGACUCGAUGAGCGUCUGCACGAUCUGGCCACGAACAGGACUCGGCGAAAGAUCCAGCGCGUGCUCAACCACCGAGAACAGAAAGUGCGCGCCGAGAGGGAUAGGUUCGAGGAGCAAGAGCGCGAGAUUGCGCGCAAGAAGCAGGCUAUCGAAGCUAGGAGGCUGAGAGAGCUGCAGAAGCAACAGCAAGAGGCUCAAGAAGCAUCCGUCGACCAGAGCAGUUCACACAUGGCCUCGACGGCCUCGGCAUAG